AUGCCUGAGAAACAACGAGUCUGUCUCGCCUACAGCGGCGGUCUGGAUACCUCAUGCAUCCUGGCCUGGCUGAUCGAAAAGGGCUUCGAGGUCGUCUGCUUCCUGGCCAACAUCGGCCAAGAAGAGGACUUUGACGCCGCGAGGGAAAAGGCCCUGAAGAUCGGCGCCAAAGCGUUCUACUGCGUGGACGUCGUUGACGAGUUCGUCAAGGAGCUGUGUUUCCCGGCCAUCCAGUGCAACGCCAGCUACGAGAACGUCUACCUGCUGGGAACAUCUCUGGCUCGUCCUGUCAUCGCUCGUGCACAAGUCGACGUGGCUCAAAAGGAGGGAUGCCAAUGGAUCUCGCACGGUUGUACUGGGAAAGGAAACGACCAGGUUCGAUUCGAACUGGCCUUUUAUGCCCUUCAGCCUAAAAUCCAAGUCAUUGCGCCAUGGCGCAUUCCAGAAUUCUACGAGCGAUUCAAGGGUCGUAACGAUCUCUUGGAAUACGCAGCCCAGCAAGGCAUCCCGGUCAGCCAGUCCAAGGCGAAGCCAUGGUCCAUGGACGAGAACCUGGCGCACUGCUCGUACGAAGCCGGCAUCCUCGAAGACCCCAACACGGCUCCGCCGCAGGACCUCUGGAAACUGACUGCCGACCCCAUCACCGCCGCCCCCAACGAGCCCGAGGAUGUGGUCAUCGAAUUCGAAAAGGGUCUGCCCGUGUCCAUCGACAGCCCCUCGACCGGCAAGAAGACCAGCCCGACCGAGCUCUUCCUCGCCGCCAACGCUCUGGCACGCAAGCACGGUGUCGGCCGUAUCGACAUUGUCGAGAACCGCUUCAUCGGUCUCAAGUCCCGAGGAUGCUACGAGACACCUGGUCUCACGAUUCUUCGCAACGCUCACAUCGAUCUGGAAGGUCUCACUCUCGACCGUGAAGUGCGCGCUCUUCGUGACCAGUUUGUGACCAUCGGCUGGUCCCGUGUCCUCUACAACGGCCUGUACUUUUCUCCUGAGCGAGAAUUCCUCGAAGCGUCCAUCAAGGAGUCGCAGAAGAGCGUCAACGGCCAGGUCCGUCUGAAGCUGUACAAAGGCAACUGCAUCAUCGUAGGCCGUAGCAGUGAGACCGAAAAGCUGUACGAUGCAAGUGAAUCGUCCAUGGACGAGAUCGGCGACUUCGAGCCCUCCGAGACAGGAGGCUUCAUCAAGGUCCAGGCCAUCCGACUGAAGAAGUACGGACAGAUGAAGGCCGAGAAGGGCGAGAGGCUGUAA
Exophiala spinifera is the source of this 1248-nucleotide messenger RNA. Its product is annotated as argininosuccinate synthase. The transcript has 8 exons. The coding region runs from base 1 to 1248 and encodes 415 amino acids. Gene Ontology annotation, molecular function: ATP binding; argininosuccinate synthase activity. Lineage: Eukaryota; Fungi; Ascomycota; Eurotiomycetes; Chaetothyriales; Herpotrichiellaceae. Gene Ontology annotation, biological process: L-arginine biosynthetic process; urea cycle. Gene Ontology annotation, cellular component: cytoplasm. The record is from RefSeq and is a predicted model, not a curated record.